AUGCCCGGCGGAUCUUCUCACCCUCACCACAAGAAGGACACUGUCCAGCGUUCGGGCCUCGUCUGGGGUGUCGACCGCGGCCACAAGACGGAGCGCCGCGUUCCCAGGGCUAAGCCUAGCAACCGCAAGGGCAGGUCCUCGCAGAGCAAGGCGGUGGUCAAGAGCGUCGUCAGAGAGGUCGCUGGAUUCGCGCCUUACGAGAGGAGGGCGAUGGAGCUCAUCAGGAACUCCAAGGACAAGCGUGCCCGCAAGUUCAUCAAGCGUCGCAUUGGCACCCUCCGCCGCGCCAAGGGCAAGAUGGAGUACCUCACCAACGUCAUUGCUGAGCAGCGUCGCGCCGGCCACUAA
Messenger RNA from Acaromyces ingoldii, 348 nucleotides. Its product is annotated as putative 60S ribosomal protein L36. Gene Ontology annotation, cellular component: ribosome; cytosolic large ribosomal subunit. The transcript is spliced from 3 exons. Bases 1 to 348 code for a protein of 115 amino acids. The record is from RefSeq and is a predicted model, not a curated record. Gene Ontology annotation, molecular function: structural constituent of ribosome. Gene Ontology annotation, biological process: cytoplasmic translation. Lineage: Eukaryota; Fungi; Basidiomycota; Exobasidiomycetes; Exobasidiales; Cryptobasidiaceae.